Linderina pennispora is the source of this 3188-nucleotide messenger RNA. Its product is annotated as AAA-domain-containing protein. The record is from RefSeq and is a predicted model, not a curated record. The transcript has 6 exons. Gene Ontology annotation, molecular function: ATP binding; ATP hydrolysis activity. Bases 163 to 3141 code for a protein of 992 amino acids. NCBI's taxonomy places the organism in Eukaryota, Fungi, Kickxellomycota, Kickxellomycetes, Kickxellales, Kickxellaceae.
AUCAGAUCCCUUAUCUCCAGGGUGUGCUGCUGACCAUAAAACUGCAAGCUAUUUUCAUGGGUACACUAUCGAGAUCGGUUUUUUUUGCGCCUCUUUGUAGCUAGCGAGCAGCACUCCCCUGUCCCUUGAAGUUCUACCUCCCUUCUUUUUCCUUUCCACAAUAUGCUGCGUGUACAGCCGCUAGUCCGGGUCUCGCGCCUGUUUGCUCGAUCAGCCACAGCUGGUAUGGCCAUUCGACCGACUAUCUCUCCGAUCAUGCUCCGGCCAGGAAGUAUUUUGAACCAUCAGCAGCCCCGCCUACACUCGCUCAACCAGACGCUGUACCGGGCAUUUCACAGCACCAGAGCCAGUCUAAAUGAUUCCUCGAAGCCGCCGGCAACGGCUACUGAGCGGCAGUCGCCAGACCCGAAGAACGAGAUCAAGCUGCCCAUGUACGACAUGCCCAUGUUCAAGCAGAUCCGGCAUCUGCGCAUGGUGUUCCUGGUCAACGUGUUUUGCUCGACUGCACUGAGUCUUUGGGUGCGCACCGACGACAUUUACACGGUUCUGGCGGCCGGUGCAAUCAUGGCUGCUGGGUUCAUUCCUCUUGCUUUUGUCCAGCUCAUGUACUACGACCAUGUCAAGAGCAUCCGGAUCCUAGGCGCUCUGACUCGCAAGCAGCUGAACAUGAAAAAGGCGCUGGGCCCGGACAGCCAGAUCGAGUUCCCGGUUGUGAGCGAGACUCCGCUGCUUAUUACCAGAUACAGCCUGUCGGGAUCAGACCCCAGCACGCCGGUAUAUGCGAGAGAUCUGGUUCCAGGCACAGAGAGAAAGCGUAGUGUGCAGUGGCUCAUUCGUGACACCAACAUCGGGUUCCACGAUGCCCCCUCUUUCCUCCCAGACACUCUGUGUUUUAUUUUUCCACCUUCUUAUAUUAAAGCAGCCUCUGAUGGCAAACCACAACAAAGUGCAAUGGCCUCCAAAGCGUAUAAGCUAAGGGUUGUUAGCUGCGUCUAUCAGAAUUAUUGGGAGGGACAGGUGGUCAAUGGCAAGAACAAGGUCGUGCAGGGCUAUGUCACCUACAUUCGUCUUUGUGGAAACGGCGGCGUAUCUGCUAUAGUUCCUUGCAAAUGGGGACCUGGUGCGGAUGAAACCAUUGAACUCCACCACCAUUUCCGCGAGCUCCUAGGCUACAAACUGGACGAUACCAUCACCGUAGAGCGUUUUGAACACUCCAAGGAGGCCGAAGUUAUUACUCUUGCACCUAUUGACAGUACAGCCAUCUACCCCCCGAGCAAAGGCAAGGCGGCAGUGUCAGUUUCCCCGUUGGAAGCCAAAGUCCGAUACGAGCCUGUUGGAAUUCCCACUACUGAGCUUAAGGAGGGGCUGAAGGAAUUCUUCCAGACGUACAGAGACACCGUGGUCGUGAAGGGGGACGUGCUGUCGUGUGCCAUCAAUGAAAAGUACGUUGACUUUAUAGUCAUGUACACUUCUGAGGACGGGCCGUGUCGCAUCAAGGACCCGGAUUGCAUUCAUGUAUCUUCGCCAUUGAUGCGUCGAGAGCUGCUGCCUAGAUUCGCGCUAAUUGGAGGCUACAAGGAAAAACUCGGCAUACAGCAGGCACGCGGCAUCAUCCUACAUGGCCCUGCAGGGCACCGGAAAGCUAGUGAGGUCGGGAUGAGGUUUCUCUGCAUCAGUGGACCUGAGAUGAACCUGCGUAAAAAGUUUGACGAAGCAGCCAGCCAAACUCCUGCACUCCUCUUCAUCGACCAGCUAGACGCCAUUGCAGCCAAGCGAGACCCCAACAACAGAGAGGCCUCCAAAUACACUCUCGUGUCGCAGCUAUUGGUACUGAUGGACCAGCUCUUACCGGACGUCACGGUCGUUGCUGCAACUAACUACAUACACGAAAUCGACCAUUCCCUUCGUAGUUCUGGCCGCUUCUCCCAUGAGAUUGAGAUAGGUAUCCCAACUGAAGAGGAGCGGAAGGACAUUCUGACAAAGAUUUUGGAUGGCAUGUCGCUGGACCCUGGCACUAGACCUACUAUAAUCGACGAGGUGGCUAAGAAGACGCAUGGAUAUGUUGGUGCCGAUCUCCAACUGCUGUGCACAGAGGCAGGGCGCCAUCGACUACACACAGAGCGAGAGCACAGCGCGAAUCAGACAGCAAGCGUAUCAUCGCCUAGGCUAUAUAUUGCCUAUGAAGAUUUCGAGCAUGCGCGCAAGGUUGUCAAACCGUCUCUAUUGCGGGAAAUGGCCUUUACCAUCCCAGCCGAGUGCUUCGACGACAUUGGUGGAAUGGACAGCACCAUUACUGAGCUUAAGAGCAUCAUCGAGGACCUAGUUGAUCACAAGCCCACCUUUGAUACAUACCGUAUGCCGCUGCCACGUGGAAUGCUUCUUUAUGGCCCGCCAGGCUGUGGAAAGACCAUUCUAGCGAAGGCAACCGCAAACGCGGGACGGACGCAUUUCCUGCAGAUACGUGGGCCAGAGCUAAUCGACAAAUACGUAGGCGAGUCUGAGGCCCGAGUGCGCCGGAUCUUUGCCAGAGCGCGGUCGGUGGCCCCAUGUAUCAUCUUCUUUGACGAGAUCGACGCACUCACAAAGAAACGCACAGGUGUAAACGAAGGCUGCGCCACGCUGGAUGGAGUACUGACCCAGCUCCUGACGGAGCUUGACGGCAUGAUCGACUGCAAGGGUGUUUUUGCAUUGCUUCGUCCUGGCCGCCUGGAGAAGCUGGUCCACAUAAAGAUGCCCAGAGAAGAUUCCAGGGCAGCGAUUCUGAGACGGCUUUUGUGCAAGUUUGAUCCGCACCAGCUAAAGGUGGAUAUCGAAAAGAUAGCCAAGCACUCCUCUGGAUACUCGGGCGCCGACUUGAGGGAGCUCUGCAGAAACGCCUUCAGGCAUGCAAUACGUGCUGUCAAUCCAGGUCGUGAUGGGACUAUGGCGGAUGUCACGCUGUCUCCAGAGGACUUUAUAAGAGCCUUUGGCGAGAGUGGGCCGUCGGUGAGCAAACAAACAAUUCAAGAAUAUGAAACAUUCGAGAUAAGAAAUGGAAGACGCCAGCGCAUCCCAUCUAUUUAUGAAAUCUCAUCAUCGCCAUCAAUACUGCCUGACGCCGAUAGCAGCCAGAUACAGGCUAAGGAGCAGGAGCAGCUGUAGUUUAGCCUCAUUUGAAUAUGGAAUACCAAGCACCAAACCAUCUUGUC